This is a messenger RNA of Cotesia glomerata, 807 nucleotides long. RefSeq lists its product as uncharacterized. The transcript has a single exon. Lineage: Eukaryota; Metazoa; Arthropoda; Insecta; Hymenoptera; Braconidae. The record is from RefSeq and is a predicted model, not a curated record. Bases 43 to 681 code for a protein of 212 amino acids.
GAUAAUAAUCACCAAUAAUUUUAUUUACAAUUAUUUCUAAUAAUGUGUUCUUCAAUUAUAACUAAUAUUUGGUACGAUGAAUUUUCGCUAUAUUUUGAGUUAAAAAUAACGGAAAAGUAUUUAGUUGAUAUUAUAGAUACAAUCAAUGAGUUAUUCAAUAUAAAAUUAGGAUUCAAUGCUAGAGAUGUUAUAGUAUCACAAUGGAGGAAUAAAGAUAUUGAUUAUACUCCAACAUACGUGGUAUAUAAUCGAUACAUGGAUGGAUUUUCUUACGAAACCAUUUAUUGUCAAAAUGCUAAUCACUACACAAACGGAAAUUAUUCAAAUAUGAAUAUCGACAACGAAUAUAAACAAAUUACUGAUUUCUGUUUUCGAACAAACUGUCCGUAUUUCGCGGUGAUUAUAGAAUUAUUUUACAUGGAAUUAAAAAACCUGUCAAGUGUUUACUACAUAUUAGCUGAUUUCUACUCAUGGGCUACGGUAGUAGUUGCAAAUCACGCUCGGCCACGAACAAAUGUACAGAAAAUUCAUCAAUUUUCUUCGUAUUUCUCUCCCUUGCUAGUAAAUAAUUUCCACUAUUUGUUUGAUCAAUCAGUGACAUAUAUUCAUUUGAAUUUCAAUUUUAGAAACGAAAAACUACAGAACAAGAUAUCUCUUGUUCCUAUUAAAUAUUUCUCGUGAGACAAUUUCCAUGGCGAACAUUAAAAUGUAUAUGAAAAGUCCAACAGAUAUUCCCUGACAGUUCCAUGCUUACAGAAAAAGUAGACUACACAGAUAAAACGAAUGACUUAGGCUAAGAAAAUUUUU